GCCAAUGGGGAAGUUCGCUUGUUUGUGUGAAGCAAGCGGUGCAAAUAUAAAAUCGGGAAUAAGAGAUGGUAGAAAAUAAAUUGAGGAACAUACAAAUCAAAGAGGAAAAUCGGCAUCAGAAGGUGUUUUAUACCCUUUUUUUUCCUACUCUCAGAAAGCCGAAGCGAAGAUUUGGUGAAGGUCUCUGGUACUGACUGGCCAAAGUUUAAGGGGAUUUCCUCUGUAUUCCCAGUAGCAUCUGUAACAUCAUUAGCCAUGGCUCCAUCAUUGGCCACAGCCUUCUCCAGGCGUUGGUGGAUGGCAGUUACUGCGGUUAUUGAAAACCUGCUGUUCUCUGCCGUGCUGCUCGGAUGGGGCUCAUUGCUCAUUAUGCUGAAAUCAGAGGGCUUUUACUCCUACCUCUGCAGAGAGCCAGGUAACAGUACAGGGCAGAAUGUGUCUGAGAAUGGCAAUGGUACGACAACGAACCCCUCAGGUCAGGAGGAGGAAGAGGAGUUCCUUCAGAUGAAUGGCUGGGUCAUUUGUAAAGAGCAAGAUGAGAUGCUGAACCUGGCCUUCACCAUCGGCUCCUUCCUACUCAGUGCCAUCACACUGCCCCUCGGCAUCAUAAUGGACAAGUACGGCCCACGCAAAUUACGGCUGCUUGGAAGUGCCUCCUUUGCCCUCUCCUGCAUCCUGAUUGCAAAUGGAGCCAGCGACCCUAGAAAUCUCUCCAUCCUGAUCUUCUUCGCCCUGGCACUGAAUGGGUUCGGAGGCAUGUGCAUGACCUUCACCUCGCUCACACUUCCCAGCAUGUUUGGUGAUCUUCGUUCGACGUUCAUUGCACUCAUGAUUGGCUCAUACGCCUCAUCUGCCGUCACAUUCCCAGGGAUAAAGGUGAUUUACGACCUCGGUGUUGCCUUCAUCACUAUCCUUCUGGUGUGGGCUGGCUGUGCCGGCCUGGUCUUUAUCAACUGCUUCUUUAACUGGCCCCUCGAGCCCUUCCCAGGACCUGAGGACAUGGAUUACACUGUGAAGAUCAAGUUCAGCUGGCUGGGCUUUGACCAUAAGAUCACAGGCAAACAGUUCUACAGGCAGGUGACCACCGUUGGUCGGAGACUGAGUGUAGGUAAUUCCAUGAAAAACCAUCCGAAACAGAUGGCCACCCAGGAGGGCAAUAAACUUUGCCUUUCCACCCUUGAUCUGGAGGUCCAGUGCAAGCCUGAAGAGAAUGCCCAGUCCUUCAUGCAGAGCAUCUUCAGCCCCAUAUUCAUGCUUAGCCUCAUCACAAUGUGUGUGACUCAGCUCAGACUCAUCUUCUACAUGGGAGCCAUGAACAAUAUUCUGGAGUCCCUUGCUGAUGGAGACCUAAACAAAGUGGAGAGGAUGGAAAUGGUGAGCACAUACACAUCUAUCUUUGGGGUUCUGCAGUUGCUCUGUCUCAUGACGGCCCCCGUGAUUGGUUACAUCAUGGACUGGAGGCUUAAAGAGUGCGAGGACGAAAAUGAGAAAGAAGUCGCAAUGGAUCCUGGUCAUCCAAAGAAACGUGACAAGCAGAUCCAGAAAAUUAGCAACGCCACCCGUGCGUUUAUCUUCACUAACUUGUUGCUGGUCGGAUUUGGGAUGACCUGCCUGGUGCCAAACCUUCAUCUACAGAUUUUGUCCUUUGUGUUGCAUACUAUUGUAAGAGGCUUCAUCCACUCUGCAGUUGGCGGUUUGUAUGCUGCUGUGUACCCAUCAUCUCAGUUCGGUAGUCUGACAGGAAUGCAGUCUCUCAUUAGCGCACUUUUUGCAUUGCUGCAGCAGCCUCUCUUCAUGGCCAUGAUGGGCCCACUGGAGGGAGAUCCACUUUGGGUAAAUGUGGGGUUACUGGUCCUGACCAUGCUGGGCUUCUGCCUACCAUGCUAUCUUCUGUGCUACGGCAGGCAGCUGCGCAGACAGAAGAAGGAGCGUGAGGACGACCCCAAGAUCUAUUUUCAGAUCAACAACAGCACCAACCCCGAGGCCUUUGUCUGACUCUAAACACACAUAUAACAGCAGCCAGAGAGAGAGAGAGAGAGAGAGAGAGAGAGAGAGAGAGAGAGAGAGAGAGAGCAGGAGGAAGGAGGGAAAAUGUGUGAGAGGACUGCAGGCCACAAGACAAGUGAUAAUACCUCCCUGUUCCCUCCAUCAGUCUGCACCUGCACUCAAACACUGAUGAAUUACUACACACACAAAACACAUAUGAUCAACAGUCCAUUCUGUGACACACAAAGAGGCACAAUUACAGCCAAAGCAACUGAGAGAGUUUCACCAUGUGCCACACAAACACACGUUUACAUACUCCCUAGACAAGUGGACUGAAUGAACACUGUGAAAGACAAGUCUCAGAGCUAAAGGCCACAUCCUCUGCUCUCACCCUCUCUUCUCUAAUACGGAAGGCCAUACACCCAAAAAAUGAUGCACUUGUUCUGGAAAUAGACAAGGGCAACAUCUAGACUUUAUGUAUUGCCUGACAAGAAAGAAGAGAAAGGCACACUCUGUCCUUCCCUCGUUUCCUGUGUUUAGUUUUUUUUUAGCAUUUCACAUUAUGGCGAUAUGAAAGGCGAAGCAUUCAAAGUCAGUGAAAUUCUCUCAGGUUUGAGGCAGUCUGACAAUGCUUCCUCAACAGAGUAUUAAAUGUGUAUCACUAGUGUUUAGCCAGUAAUCAAGCUUGUUUUCAAACGCAACCUAGGCCAAAACACUUUCCUCAUUGUUAGUUAGGUAGCAAAAUGGACUGAUUUUAAAUCAGUAUGAAGACUUUACAUAUCUCAAGCCCGCAAAGCUCAUGAAAUUCGUUGUCGUCUUAUUUUUCAUCUGUCAGACAAAAGACAUGGACCCUCCUUUCCCAGUUGGCCCUGACUUGUGGUUGUUAAAACCAACUUAAAGCAUAAAUAUUCUGCACAUUAUCUGUCCCAGUUGUGCCCUCUGCAAUUAGAGACAAGUGGCUAUCAUUGUCUCCUCUGGGCUGUUAAUUAAAAUGGACAGAUGCAAAAACCCAAAGGGCAGAUUUGACUUUUUAAUCUCAUAUAUGCCAGCAUGCUAUGGACAGCAUGAGCAUGAAACUGUAGUUUUUUCUGGACUGGGCUGAUUUUAAAAGAUUUUCAGUCCAUAGCAAUUGAGACAAUUCUGAAGAGAGAUAUGUGCUAUUUUUUGCUUUGGCAUGUACAUUCAUCAAGGGAAAGAUGAUCUAAACUGGCAUUUCUCAAACUUGGUUACAUUUUGUACUUGUGGGUCUAAAAUAAUUUUACGGUUUAGGACUGGAUAUAUGUGGAUUAGCUUCACAUUCAGAUCAAGAGUGACUGAUCUUCACCAGCAAUACUAUUCCACACUGAUCAUACAGUUAAUCUGAAGGUCCGUUACCUAUACUACUUACCCAUACAAUACUACUGGUUGGUCUUCACUUUCCUUGUAUGACUCGUUUGUUUUGACUUUGAAUUAUUCAGGGUGUUUCGCUUUUCAAGUAAUAAUAAUAAUUCAUAUCAGGUGUAUCUACCUGCAAUAUGAUCCCUUCAAGCUUUGCUCUGUCACUUGAUUAAGUUAUAUGCAUUGAAGGGUACAAAUCGAGAUGCGGUGUAAAGUAUACACAGUAUACUCUGUAAAGAGAUUAGGGUAAAUGAAAGAUGUUAUACCUUUAAUAUCUUGCACUACAGUAAAAAAGGUCUCAUUACAGAGGUGCUUAUGUUAGCCAUUACAGAGUAUAUGCAUACUGUUUCAGCAUUACAGUAAACAUUUUAGCCAUAAAAUAAGCCAAGAAAUAAGACUAUUUAACUGAGGUGCUUAAAAAACAAACAACAAACAAAAAACAGGAAUAGAACUGUUUUCUAUUUGGGUCAAGUAGUGGCUGUUUAGUUACUCCUACACAGACACACCUUGAGGUGACAAGAACUUGAAUUUAAUGCACAACCAUAAAAAGGGAGAUUUUUGAGACAUGCUUGAUGACAAUCCCUUUGGAAAACACUCAUUCUUGUAGCUACUAAUUGUUAUUUGCAAGCCAGUAUUGUAUAGCUCAGCAAAAUAUUUCUCUGCAAAGAUUGAUUGGAAGAGGUUGAAGUCACGUCCUCCUUUUAACAGUAUUUAUUUCACAAUAUAAUGUACAACCUUAGAGUACCUGAAAAGACCAUUCUGGCACCUUUUAAUCUAACCUGUUUCAUAUGCCCAUAGUUUCAAGUUGUUAGAAGUGCAGGAUUCUUUAAUAGUGGAUUGAAUGUGUUGUCCAUAAAUGUGAUCAGAUUUUUAUGGCCGACCCUUUGUUACUGAAGAACGGGUCAGAUCCACCCAACACCAUCCACUUUUUGUCUGUCACACUUCAUGUGAAUAUUUAAUUGGAGCUGAGGCUAGAUGUGUGUCCUUGAUGGACUGCAUUUGCUUGAACAUGCCUAGACAGUGCAAGUGAAUACCACUCCAAUGCAGUACUGUACUAAGCGUAAUGAAUGUGAGGGUAAAAACAUUUGCUCUCAGAACGAGAAGUAGCACUUUUUUCACUGCCAUACCUUAAAUGUUCAUUCUUUUCCCAAUACAGUAAGUCAAAUGUUUCUUUGGUUUUAUAUAUUGAUUUUUGAUCGAAUUGCCCAUACAUAGAGAUGUUAUAGGUAGGCUGUAGGUGAAAAGUGGAAAAGAUUGUCUGUAACACCAAUGUUUUCUCUCUGUAUUGUAUUGUAUCUUUUAGUGCAUUCAUUUUUUUUUUCAUUUUCUUUUUGUAGGUUGUUUUUCUGUUAUAUGUACAGUAUGUGUACAUUGUUUUUCUAUUUUUCUUUUUUUGUGGGUGUUUAUAUACUGUAUUUGGCUUUUGGGUUACUUCAUUAUAUCAUUAAUAUGGCAAAUUA
Molecule: messenger RNA, 4823 nt
Organism: Myxocyprinus asiaticus (Chinese sucker)
Lineage: Eukaryota; Metazoa; Chordata; Actinopteri; Cypriniformes; Catostomidae
Gene: slc43a2a
Product: solute carrier family 43 member 2a
Exons: 15
Coding region: 256-1995 (579 amino acids)
Biological process (GO): transmembrane transport; neutral amino acid transport
Molecular function (GO): neutral L-amino acid transmembrane transporter activity; L-amino acid transmembrane transporter activity
Source: RefSeq, a predicted model, not a curated record